AUACUUAUUUGCCCCGCUGUAGGUCUUUAGUUUAAAUUCAUAAAUGGGAAAGUCAAUUACAUGCAAUGCCAGACAGGGCAUAAAAUAAGUUUUUCUUGAAUCAAAUGAAUUUGUGGGUGAGUAUUAUUCAACAAAUUUCACUCCUGCUCCUCCCCUAGUAUUGCUGGUUUUAAAAAAAAAAGCUUUUUAAAAGCGAAGAAACUUUUCUCCGGAACAAAGUUGCCCUGUGUUGAGUUACUCUCGCUAUCCGUCCCUCUUUCCCUUCAUGUGCGUGUUGAAGAGUGUGUGUGUUUUGGUUGGAGGAGGGGAGUUUUGAUUUGCGCUGCAGUCAGACGAGAGAGAUCGUCUUUCAGACCAGAUAUGGAGGCUCAGCCAUGGAAUAGAAAAAAAAAGAAGUAGUUACUUGAAGAUCUUCAUCGAAACCUAAGCCUGGCUUAUUGUUUUGUUUUUGUUGAGGUUUUGGUCUGAUCUGCCGGUGAAUGAAACUUGUUUUCACUUUUAAAGUAAAGAGAGCAGUGGACACCCCCUGGUCUGGAAUGAUGUGAGUUGCGGUCAGCUUUAAAAGCUCUCUGUUGAUGAUUGUGUGGACGUUCGAUUAACUGACCAUUAAGUCUGUAUUGGUGUUGUACUCUCCUGCUUAUGGACUGUUUUUAUUGUGCCUCUGUGGAGUAAAACUUGAGUAUCUUGAGUGCUUUUCUAUUUCUGGAGAGACCGUUCGCUUAUCUUCUUACUCCCUCCAUCUCUCUCUCCUUUCUCCUUUGUGUUCUCUGGAGAAGGAGGAGCUCAGAAACUCACUGGUGGUGAUGAUUUGUUUUCCAUCUCCCAACAAGUCGAAGAACCUACAAAUGAGGAUUACAGCCGAAAGGUAGAAAUCGGCGACGAUUUGACGGACCUUUUUCAUAUUCAUCACGUCAACGUAAAGCUCUAUUCUGAGGCAACGACAGCUCUUUCAUGUGUUGACGCCGCCCUCCACAUGGAAACACUCUGAACCAAUUACAUCAGGCUCAUAGCUAGUUAUGGACUGCACGGCGGCGAUUUUGAAAGCAUGUGCCCGUUCAAGGACCGUGUGGUGUAGGCAUGAGCGGGCCUCAGCGCAACACUCUUGGAGGUUUGCGGAAAACUGCCGUUGCGGGGCAGUUGGCACCUUCAGCCAUGCAUCCUCCCUUCUGCGAAGCUUGCUGUUUUAUGUAUGCUGCUGUCUGACCCAUGAGGAAAACUCGGAUCUGUGUCAGGAUUGGGACGAUGAGCCAAUCAAUGGAGCAAGGAGAAUUAGGAGAGGAAGGCCAGCGGAAGGUGAAGAGGAUGAGCUAGGACCACCUCCGUCAGUCGAUGAGGCAGCUGAUGCGUUGAUGACCAGACUAGGCUUUUUAUUGGGAGAAAAGAUCAAUAAUGAAGAACCUGGCUCACCUCACCAUGCCCAGGUCGACGGACAGAGGAUCUCUCCCUCCUCCAGUCUGGAUAGCAGCAACACGUCUCCCUCAUCCACAUUACCGCCUCCUGCUGGAGUGGAAGGCAACAACAACAAACCAUCCAUCCAUGCCUCUGUCACCUCCCCAACGUCAACACUGGAGAGCAGAGAUAGCGGGAUCAUAGCUACAUUGACCAGCUAUUCAGCUGAAUCAGCAGCAGAGCGUGACGACAAUAUCAAGCAUCCCAGUGACGGUUACCAUGGCAGCAGCCUCAAACUCUGGAGGCAAGGGGGGCGGCCAGUGGUGGCGUCGACUUCCUCUUCCUGUAUGAUAGCUCCUGGAGGCUCCACCGAUGACUUCCUCUACAGGGUGGAGGACAACAAGGCUUCCACAUGCAGCCUUAACAAACUCCACCCAGAUUGGGGUCAAGACUCGAACCACUUGUCAGGAUCCACCCACUCCAUCCCACUCUACCUUAUGCCUCGCCCCAAUUCAGUUGCUGCAUCUAGUUCUGCUCAACUUGAAGGUCUGGCCUACCUGGAUGACCAGCAAAGGCUCAGCCCUUCCAGGGCGUCCCUCAGAAUGCCCAGACAGAAUUCUGGAAAAGAAAAGAGAGUUCAGUUAACUCCAUAUCUUAGCCUAAAGCCCCUUCACUUUGAAAUUCCCGGACUGUGUUCUGAUUGGAGGUUUACUGGAAGGGAGUGGCUUUUCCAGGAGGUUGACACCUGCCUUUCCAGUGAUGACCCCUCAAUCAAUCAAGGAGUGAUCAUUGUCGGAAACAUGGGUUUUGGCAAGACAGCCAUCAUUGCCCGGCUCGUGGCACUGAGUUGUCAUGGGAACCGGAUGUGGCCAACAUCUACUGGCUUCCAGACACUUCCCAAAUAUGCGGAAUCUUUCCCCCAGGAUUCACUUGGACGAGGAGGAGCAGAAGAAGGAGGUAGCUGUCCGGGGACUCCAGAGAUCAGGAGGAGACAGCAGGAGGCCGUGCUGAGGCUUGCAGGACAGGUCGUUUCCUAUCAUUUCUGUCAGGCAGAUAACUGUCAUACGUGUCUAGUGCCGGAGUUUGUCCACAACAUGGCGGCAACGUUAACCGAAGCUCCUCAGCUUUCAGCAUAUCGAGAGCUCCUGCAUCGAACACCGCAGCUUCAGAGCUCGCUCAGUCUACGAUCCUGCAUCCAAGACCCGAGCUCAGCCCUCCAGAAAGGAAUUCUAGAACCCCUAAAUGCUCUUUACCGGGAGAGGAGUUUGCAUUUGGACGGGUCGGGCCUCAUUUUGCUGAUUGAUGGGCUUAAUGAGGCGGAGUUCCAUCGACCAGACUACGGCGACACACUGACCUCGUUUUUGUCCCGAAACAUUCACAAAUUUCCCUCAUGGUUAAAGAUCAUUGCCACUGUCAGGUCCAAUCAACAGGACAUCACUCGAUCUUUACCUUUUCACCGCAUCUCCUUAGACAAAUUGGAGGAAAACAGUGCCAUAGAUCAAGAUCUGCAGGGUUACCUGAUGCAACGUAUCCAUAGCAGCCCUGAGAUUCAGAGCAACGUGUCACUAAGCAAUGGUCGUCUUGACAACACAGCACUUACCAAGCUGAUAAGCCAUUUGAAGACCCUAAGCAAAGGCUCAUACCUCUACUUGAAACUGACCCUAGACUUGAUAGAAGGCGGCUACCUGGUUCUUAAGAGUUCCAGCUUCAAGGUAGUUCCUGUAAGCCUCGCGGAGGUCUACCUGCUGCAACUUAACAUGCGAUUCCCCACACAAUCGUCUUUUCUAAGAGUUAUACAACUGCUAAAUGUGACCGUGGCUACACUGCACCCAUUGACUGACCAACAGCUUUUCGAAGUGAUAAAUGCUGGCACUCUGACUGGCGGGGCAAUGCAAUGGGCCGAGUUCACGCAGCGUUUGGAGCAGUUGUGUCCGUUCCUCCAACAGCGCAGUGAUGGUAGUAGGAUGCUAAACCACACUUCAUUCAGGGAAUGGCUGGUGUGGAGGGAUGACGGGCAGGACGACAGGUUCCUCUGUGACCCCAGAAGCGGUCACACACUGCUGGCUUUCUGGCUCUGCAGACAGGGAGGGAAGCUGAGCCGACAGCAGACCCUUGAGCUGGGACAUCACAUUUUAAAGGCUCACAUCUACAAGGGCUUGAGUAAGAAGCUUGGAAUUUCAUCUUCAAUUCUGCAGGGCCUUUGGUUGGCCUAUAGUACAGAGAGUUUGAACCAUGCGCUCUCAUCACUGCGAAACCUUUACACCCCAAACAUCAAGGUGAGCCGGUUGCUGAUCAUGAGCGGGGCUGAUGUGGAUUACCGAAGCGGUGUCCUUAAUAACGCCCCCCUGCUGUGUGUCCAUGCUCAUUUGGGCCACACUGAUGCUGUGGCUCUUUUACUUGACCAUGGAGCCCAGGUGGAUAUUCAGUCAGAAGAUGGGUUAACUGCACUGGGAUUUGCGGCUUCUGCUGGACAUUUGGAUGUUAUCACCCUGCUUAGUCAGCAUAAAGCAAAGAUUGGUCACGUUGACAGCUCAGGUCGGUGUGUUAGUGUGCACGCAGCUCAGCGAGGCCACCUCAACGUGCUCCGUUUCCUUCUGAAGAACUCGGACUGGAGCUGCAUUCCCUGCUGUGACCAGAGGGGGGUGAGCAGAAGCCAGGCUCUGCAGCAAGCACUGACUGCAGCAUCCAGCAUGGGCCACACCGAGAUUGUGUCUUAUCUGCUGGAUCCUCCAGAAGAAGACAGUAAGGAAGAAGAAAGACCUGAGAUCAACAAACCUGACAGUCUGUGGGGAGAGACAGCCUUGACAGCAGCAUCAAGUGGAGGCAGGUUGUCAGUCUGCAAGCUGUUGUUGGAUCAAGGAGCUGCUCUGGAGCAAGGCAGUAGGCGAAGUGUCUUGCCGCUGUUCUGUGCGGUCAGGCGAGGCCAUUGGCAGGUGGUGGAGUUGUUACUGAGUCACGGGGCACAGGUCAACAUGGUGGACCAGCAGGGCCGCACUGCUUUGAUGACGGCAGCCUCAGAGGGUCACAUGGCUACUGCCAAAUUGCUGUUAGAUCACGGUGCGUCUCUGGAUCAGGCUGACAGGGAAGGCCUCACAGCGCUGAGUUGGGCUUGUCUGAAAGGCCAGCUCUCAUUGGUCAUAGAGCUGGUGGCGAGAGGUGCAGCUACAACGCAUAGUGACCGCAGUGGACGCACACCAUUAGAUCUGGCUGCAUUCCGCGGUGAUCCCGAAGUGGUGAAGCACUUGGUGGAUCACGGCGCGUCUGUGGAACACGUGGAUUCCAGUGGGAUGCGACCAUUGGACCGAGCGGUCGGAUGUAGGAACACUUCAGCUGUCAUCGCUCUGCUCAAAAAGGGCGCCAAAAUAGGACCAGCAACCUGGGCCAUGGCUACAUCCAAACCAGACAUUUUAAUGGUUCUCAUCAGUAAAUUGGUCCAAGAGGGUGACAAACUGUACAAGCAAGGUAAAGUGAGGGAUGCAGCUCAUUCCUAUCAGUCUGCACUCCAGAAGUUUCCGACGGACGACCCGAAGACAUUCAAACAGUUGAGAGUGUGUGUGCUGCUCAACCUGUCACGUUGUCGCCGCAAAAUGAAUGAUUUUAGUCUUGCUGAGGAAUUUGCUAGCAGGGCUUUAGAACUAAAACCCAAAUCUUACGAGGCCUUCUACGCCAGAGCGCGCGCCAAACGCAGUCGCAGGCAGUUUCACGCAGCCCUUGAAGAUCUGCUGGAAGCCAGUCGCCUGUGUCCUUCCAACCGGGAGAUUCAGCGCCUGCUGUCUCGCGUUAAGGAAGAGUGUCGACAGCACAUACAGCAUCAAGACUCUUCCGCUCCCUCUCACCAUGAUGCAAGGGGUAGAGAUUCAGAUUACCUGCAGGUCCACGCCAAUGAGGCAUUUGCAAAGGAUGAAGAGAUCGAAGAGGACAGGAAUCAGAGGAAAGGGGACGUUACCGCUCUUAAUAUUUAUGGCCGUCCAGCAGUGCAUUUACCUUCUUCCCUUCCUCCAACUCAUAAUGUUCAUCGCCCCCAGUCCAGUCCCACACAUUCGCCCUCUUCCUCCCCCUCUCACGUGGGACCGUCCUCCUCCUAUCGUUGUGUCAGCCCGCCAACCUCGCCGCAGCAGCAUCGGCAUCCCAUCAGCCCAAUGGCAGAGCGCAAGUUGUUAACCGGUCACCUUCCAGAUCAGAACCCUCACCAUCAAGCAAGAUCUUUUCAGAACCAAAACCAGUGGCACCAACCAGUCAAAGUCCAAGUUGUUAGAACGGGCCAACCCAGCUCAGCAGUUCACUCCAGCAUGGUUUUGGGUAGUUCCGCCUACUCCCAGUUUGCACAACUGCCUCAAGAACUUGCUGAACUUGGGGAGGGAUUUCGCCCAGGUCCCUUUGAUAUGAAACCUAGCCAGCAUGCACACGCAGGACUGGGAUGUGGACCUUCGUAUCUACAAGAGAGUGCGGAUGUUGAUCUCGUUUACCAGUCGAAAGCGACACCCGGCUACGGUGCAGGGAUGAGUCGCUUUGGCCAGCCCCGUCAGUUCAGCCGUAACCAAUCUAAAGCUGCCUAUUACCCCAUGGAAGUGACUGAAAUGACAAAAGCUUCCCUAGAUGAUCAGUACCUCCACCAGGCAGGCCUACGACACCCACUUAGCGCUCACCCAAUUGCCCCUGCUCUUCCCCAGAGACCCGUCAUACACUCCCAGAGCACCAACGUUUGCCUCGCUAGCGGGCAGCAGGCUAACCGCGGCCCGAGUUUCAGGACAUCUGCCUCCGCGCAGCAUAUGGACUUACCUUCACAGGCAUUCACCGGAGACCUGAUUGGUCACUUCGAUGAUCUGGUACUCAACUCCUCCCCCCAGGUAGAGUGUGUGGUAGGAGGCGGUACAUAUCCUGGAGAGGCCGGUCGUUUGUCAAGAAACACGCCUUAUAUGGGUCUUAACGACAAAUCUGUGAGGGUGCAACAACAAUACCAGCAACAAGCGCCGCCCGCUUCCUCCUCUAGCCUCAGCCCCUCUCGAUCAUGGGCCGUGUCUUCGGUGGACACUAUCAUCACCUCGCCCGGAAAACACCCCGGCGACCAAGCCAACGAGAAGAGCCAAUCGCAGCAGGCCUUCUCUAUCGCCUAUCAUAACCGCAGCAACAACAACGGCCACUAUGACAAGCAGCUACCCUACUACGACGUGUUGCCAGGCAACAAUCCUCAGGUUGCCAGUCAGAAGCUGCCUUACGUUGACGUAAAGCUCGCACGAACACUGCCGGUUAACAGAAAGACGUGUCCAACCUCGCCUGUCAAAGCCAAAAGACCAUUUGUUGAGUCUAAUGUAUAGAGAAGACGAAGAGAAACAAGUAAACUUAUUUGUACAAUGUUUAGUGCUUGUGUAGAACAUAAGAUGAGCCUAAGACAAGAGAUAAAUGGUAUUCAGGGUGCUUCAUAGCAGAUUUAGCUGAGAACUGAAUACAAGAUCGCUCUCUGUCUGAAGCUCAGUUCAUUGCACAGAAGACUGUGGUAACCUCAAUGGUGCGAUAGUGGGACAUCAUCUGAGCACAAGGAGUAGAUGUUUUUUUUUUUUGUUUUUAAAGUUAUUUCCGUUUGAAAAUGUACAUUUGGUUGUCUUUGUCUUUUUUGCUUUGAAAAGGGCACAAAAAAAGAUGUAUAUAAUUUUUUGUGCAGACUAAAUUUGUUUGCAUUGAGCAUCGAACAAAAACUUGCUUCGAGGACAACUUGUUUUCAGUUUUGUUUUCAUAAAUGGAUGUCAAUUAAUACACAUGUAUAUUAGAGCUGUACUGAAAAGACAAAAUAAUGUGCAAUUUUUAAAAUUAAGUGGUUCUUUCACAAGUAGUAAAAAAAUAUAUAUACAGUGUAUCACAAAAGUGAGGACACCCCUCGCAUUUCUGCAGAUAUUUAAGUGUAUCUUUCCAUGGGACAACACUGUUGGAAUUCGCCCCCCCGGCCAAGCCGCACGGAAAACGGCAACAGCCAAACGAAGUGAUGCUCCGCUACUUAACGCUUCCGUGCACCAACCGGGAGGGCGGAUUUUCGCGCGUUCACCUCUUAUGUUAACCCUUUGUACUGACUCCAUGUUCCAAAAGUUUGAAGAAGGCUCACCAAAAGCAGGUUGACAAUUUAUUCGUCGACAAUGGUCAAAAAACAAGGCAAAAACAGACGACGGAGGAACAAUGUUAAAUCCAUAACAAGGCUACAUAGAAAAGUCUCCAAGCAGCAAAAUUUGUGUUCUCUCAGUGUCCAGUGUUUUUUAAGUCCAUGGUGGAGUAGUCCGGGCCGAAGGUGUGGUUGAGUGUUGUUUCGGGACCAUCCCUCUGUGGCCGGUUUUGUGGGGUUAGGUUGUUUGUGGAUAGGACGUGGUUGCCACAGCGAACGACGCUGGUCUUGACGUCCCAAGCGCCCGCAAUCAACUUUGUUAUCACUGCUGGCUCUACUUGUUUUAGGACAAAGCGCGCUACUCCUUUUCCUUGUUGUGGCCAGGAGAACUGAUUGCGAUAGUUGGUGCGUCAAUCUUGCUCGUGACGCACACGUUGGGCUUCUGUGAUAAGAUGGCGUUGUGUAUCUAUUCUGGUUCUUUUCAUUAAACUAUGGUGUGCUAUUUUAUAUUAGGUGUGUUUAGAGUAGUUCAGUCCUACCGUAAAUAUGAGAAAUGAUACUAUUCCCUGAUUAAUUAUAUUACGUGUGUUCGAGUAAUGCAAACAGUUAGACGGUGCCUACGAGAAACAGUACCAUUUUUUCUAUUUCCCCCUCAUGAGCCCCGAGAUGGUGAUUCACUUUACUGUGUUCAAGGGCAUGGAGAGAAGUCUGCCUAAACUAUAAUUAGAUGAAUGUGUUAGACUAAUGAAAACAUUUAUAUGGUGUGUGCGAGAACGGUACCUAUUCCCUUCAACACUGACAAAAUGACACUUUGACACAAUGAAAAGCAGUCUGUGUGCAGCUUAUAUUAUAGAGCUAAUUUAUUUUCCCCUCAAAAUAACUUAAAAUAUAGCCGUUAAUAUCUAAACCCCAGGCAACAAAAGUGAGUACACCACAUGGGAACUACGUACAUUCCUAAAUUGUCCAAAUUGAGUACUGCUUGUCAUUUUCCCUCCAAAAUGUCAUGUGACUCGUUACACGGGUGCUACCGGCAUUGCUGCUGAGAUUGAAGAGGUGGGGGGGGGGUCAUUCCCACCACCAUGCUUGACUGUAGGCAUGACACACUUAUCUUUGUACUCCUCACCUGGUCGCCGCCACCCAUGUUUGAGACCAUCAGAACCAAACAAAUUAAUCUUCGUCUCAUUAGACCAUAGGACAUGGUUCCAGUAAUCCAUGUGCUUUGUUGACAUGUCUUCAGCAAAUUGUUUGCGGGCAUUCUUGUGUACCGUCUUCAGAAGAGACUUCCUCCUGGUGUGACAGCCAUGCACACCAAUUUGAUGUAGAUUACGGCGUGUGGUCUGAGUACUAACAGGCUUACCCCCCACCUCUUCAAUCUCUGCAGCAAUGCUGACAGCACUCCUGUAACGAGUCACAUGACAUUUUGAAGGGAAAAUGACAAGCUGUACUCAAUUUGGACAUUUAGGGAUGUACGUCGUUCCCAUGCGGUAGAUAUUAAUGGCUAUAUUUUAAGUUAUUUUGAGGGGAUUACUCUAUUAUAUAAGCUGCACACAUACUACUUUUCAUUGUGUUAAAGUGUCAUUUAGUCAGUGUUGUCCCAUGGAAACAUACUUAAAUAUCUGCAGAAAUGCGAGGGGUGUACUCACUUUUGUGAUACACUGUAUAUAUUUUCUUUUCAGUUCAGCUCUCAUAAACUGUCAGUCAUUUGUUAUUGCAAUGACAGCUGUGUGGACAUUCCUCUUGAGCUUUUGAAUGGAUUGUUCUGCUGGCUACAUUCAUUUUAUCUCCUGUUCUAUUGGUUGUAGCAAAGCAUUUGGCCUACUUCCAGAGCCAAAGAGCACAGAACUGACAAACCUUUAGCACAAGUAGCCAUCAAAUGAGCAUUGUGAAUAAUUUUCAGAGAUGGAUGCUUUCGUUCUCUACGACGCUUAUCCUGUGCAGGGUCACAGGCACAACCUAUUUUAGUUUCUUGCUUGAGAGUUUUGUGCAUUUCGUUAACAUGAAUGUUUUGUACAUUUCUUUUUGUAUGUGUCUGAGCGAGACUUGUGACCUCUCCAUCAUAAUACAGCUCCCUGCUGUCACCAGUCUCAUAGGGCAACACGUUCAGCAGCCGUGAUUUCGACCACUUCAUUGGAUGUAUUAAAAAUGGAUAAAAAGAAUUAAACGUCUUUAACAACUCAAUGAGUAUCAUGUGUUAUCAGAGGUGGGUAGUAACCAUAGGCGGAGUUUGACUUUUGGGGUGGGGGCGCACAUGUUCAUGACCCCGAAACACAGUGUUAACAAUAAACUUACAAGAUUAUUUAUAAUAAGUUUACAAUGAGCGUUUUUUGUUUCCCAUCAUCUUGAGGGGAAUUCUGAAUCAGGCUGCUUAGGCAAUACUUUUCGCCAAGAUCGUCAACCAUUGAAUAUGGUACGCCCGUCGGGGUCGUGCCAAUGUAGUUACCCCAGUCAAAACUUGUAUCCCCUGGGCGGAGCCAUAUGGAGGUAAAUUUGUGUCUUUAUUAUUCAAUCAAAAAAAAGUUGCUUGAAUAAAAAACGUUGCUUCAAUCAAAAUAUAUAUAUUUUCAAUCAAAAAAAAGUCGCUUCAAUCAAAAAAAAAAUGUUUUUGAAUGCAAAAUUAAAUUUGAAACUCAAACAAAAAGCAUGUGAAAGCUAUUUUUGUUUGAAUUUUGGGGGGGAUUGAGG
Corythoichthys intestinalis (scribbled pipefish) is the source of this 10159-nucleotide messenger RNA. It is a transcript of the gene tanc2a, whose product is annotated as tetratricopeptide repeat, ankyrin repeat and coiled-coil containing 2a. The transcript has 27 exons. The coding region runs from base 1017 to 6704 and encodes 1895 amino acids. The record is from RefSeq and is a predicted model, not a curated record. Gene Ontology annotation, cellular component: dendritic spine. Gene Ontology annotation, molecular function: protein binding. Gene Ontology annotation, biological process: regulation of dendritic spine morphogenesis. Lineage: Eukaryota; Metazoa; Chordata; Actinopteri; Syngnathiformes; Syngnathidae.